AUGCCAACGAAUUCUUUGACAAAAAUUUUUUUAGUUUCCCUUAGCACCUUUUCGGUUUCUCAAGUUUGGGGGAAGGAAUAUUUCAACGGAGUAUUGAACCAGAAUUUAACGGACCUACUACAAUGCAACUUCAUAUCUUAUUAUAAUUCCAAACCCGAUGGUGCCAACGCAGACGCAUUUUUGGACUUUGUUGAAGAACCGGAACAAUUCUAUUGGUUCGUUGAUAAUUACUUAUCUGUUCCUUUUGCUGUCCCAAAGCACUUGAGCGCCAACAGUGAUCAUAACUGGAAACCAUGUUUAAAAAGAAAAUGGAUGAAUGAAUUUUUAAAGGAAUAUGAAAAACCCGAUAUAAGUUAUUUAGCAAAUGUUCUUGACAAGGAACAGAGGAUUUACUACAAAAAUACAUUUGGUGAUAAAGAGCCAGUUGCUAAAUAUACAUAUUUUGAAAUUAAAGAAUUCGAUUCACAUUGUAUCCUUCCGCCUUUUGUACAAACAAAUUUAAGAAAUAGACAUCCUGAUCAUUAUGGUGAAAUGUUUUCAUUUCAAAUGGAUAGAAAAGACUAUCAACUAUAUUUAGAAAAGAUGGACAAUAAAAUGUCAGCAAUGAAACACUUAUACGAAAAUAUGGAAUCUAGUGAAAAACAAAAAGUAGUAAAAGAAAUAAUAGAAUCAAAAGACGAAAAUAGUUUUGAAUUAGUAUGUCCUUCACAUUAUAUAAAAAUGCACUAUAACACAGAAUGCAAAGCAAAUCGUAAUAUUUUGACGUGUAUAGAUGAACAUAUCAAGAGCAAAUGUUUAGAUGAACUUAAAGAUGAUGAUAAUCCAACCAUAUGUGAUUAUUUAUCAGAUUUAUUCAAUCAUUUAAAAGAUCUUCAAAUUGAAAAUUUCCAAAAAUUUUUAACAUCAGAUGAAUUAAGACUUACUAAACCCAAAGGAAAAUGGGUAGACCCUUUAUUUCUUCUUCAUAAUAAAAAAGAUUAUUUAAAUCCUAAAAUAACGAUUUUACCAGAUCAAUUUAAAAAAUUUAACCCCGCAAAUAGUUUAUAUUUCUCCUUUUCUGCUGAAAUUCCUGAGAAAUAUAGUUAUGUUGAUUACACUCCAAUGAAUUUUAAUUUGAAUAAAUAUUCAUCUAGCGUUUUUGAUGCAUUCCAAAGUAUAUUUUCUGUUUUUAAAAAGAAAGGCCCUUCUAUUCCUCCAGUUUCAGUUAAGGAAUUAUCAAGCAAAAUCGAAGAUUUUGAUUUUAAAACUGCUAAAGGACCAGUUAAAUGUUCGUAUGUAAAGAAAAGUCUAGACCUUACCAUCGAAGUAGAUAUUUUUAAAGUGGCAGGUGUAGAAAACAUUUGUAAUAUUAUUGACAAAUAUGCUUUAACUAAAGAUAGCGAUUUCAAUAAAAAACCUAAAGAAAAGAAAAUGCAAAACUUAGAUCAAAUAGAAAAAGGAUUUCAUAUUGAUUGUAUUUUGAUAUCUACACAUAUAGAAGCAUAUAAUUUAAUUAGACAAUUUUUAAAUUUAGAAAAUGUUUUAUCCUUAAUUAGAUAUACAUCAUUAUAUACACAUAAAUAUUUAAAGAGUGUAACAUCAUUAAAGGGAAACUUUUUAUAUGAUAAUCCAAAUGCAAUUAAAUAUGCAGGAUCAUGCGGUAACGCAGUUUUAUAUAUUCCAGCCGUUUUGUAUAGAAGAAACUUAUAUGUUCCAGAAACAUUUUUAUCAUUAUCUUUAGGGUUAUCAAAUUUAGUAUCAUCAAAUCCAUCUAGUCCAUUUUUUGAAUAUUCUAUAAUUGAAUUUUUAGUUAAAUAUUUCAACAAAGGAACUGCAAAAUUCUUAUAUUACUUUAUUUCAAUAGUUUCUAUACUUCACAUUAAUCGUUAUUAUUAUGAACAAAUUUACUGCCACCAUAAUAAACACUUUGAUGCAUUGAAAUCAAAAAUGAUCCACCCUGAUAUAGUUGAAAGUAUUUUAAACAAACUCAAAUCUUUGUUAAGCGCCCCAAGAUACGCCAAAAUGAUGGAGUUAUAUAAAAACCUUGAAAGUGAUACAUUAUUCAACUAUAACGAAAUGGUCAAAAUAUUAAUGAAAUUCGACGAGUUCGCACAAAACAAAGAUGUACAAGAAAAAGCCCAGAAAAAGAUUGAUGAGGAGGAAAAACCUGAAGUCAACAGCCUUGAAGAAAUGGCCAAAUACAAUGAAGAAUGGCUUUCUAAGUUGACUAAUCUUACCCCUGAACAAGAUCCAAGAAAUAAACCCAAUCCAAGAGUAAGAUUCAAUGAACAUGUUAGAAGUGAUGAUAAUUUAACAAUGGUUGAUAGAGAUAAAGAAUUAGAAUUAAGGUUAUUUAAAUUUAUUGGUAACGUGUAUCGAGAUAAAAGUGCAUCUAGUACUGGAAAUAAAACCAACCUUGCUUAUGAUGAAAGAGUCAAGCCUACUGAUGCUGAAGAAAUGAAAGCUGCAUCUAACGACCAUUUAAGUACAUUAGAUACCGAACAUACUAAUAAUAAUAACCCACAAGAUUUUUAUACUAAUGAAGAGGAACAAACUACUGCACCUGAAACUGAUAAUGAUGAAGACCCCAAUUUAUUAUAA
This is a messenger RNA of Plasmodium vinckei vinckei, 2580 nucleotides long. RefSeq names its product high molecular weight rhoptry protein 3, putative. Bases 1 to 2580 code for a protein of 859 amino acids. The transcript is spliced from 7 exons. The record is from RefSeq and is a predicted model, not a curated record. Lineage: Eukaryota; Apicomplexa; Aconoidasida; Haemosporida; Plasmodiidae.